Messenger RNA from Musa acuminata subsp. malaccensis (wild Malaysian banana), 1503 nucleotides. The record is from RefSeq and is a predicted model, not a curated record. Lineage: Eukaryota; Viridiplantae; Streptophyta; Magnoliopsida; Zingiberales; Musaceae.
AUGGAGCUUCUCUCGGCUGUCAUACCACUGUUGGCUUCCAGUUUGGUUCAACUGUGGGAGGAACUGCAAACAGUCUACGGCCUUGACGCUGAGCUAAAAAAGCUGCAGAGCUCUGUUGCCAUGAUUCAAGCUGUACUGAAUGAUGCACAGGAGAGGCAACAGAUUAGGAAUGCGGUGAAGCAUUUGCUGAAUGAGCUCAGCCAGGCUGCAUAUGAUGCAAAUGAUAUCUUGGACGAGGUGGCAACCGAACGCCAACGCUGUCAGCUGAUCAAAUAUGCAUCGUUUGCUCUUGACCAAUUAAAGCACAAAUUUCCUGCUUUGAAGAAGUUGGUGAUAGAAGCAUCCCGAAGGUUUGUUGGCCUAUCUGAAUUCCCAGCACUCAAAUCACUAGAAGUGAAGACUACCGAUGACUGGAUUUGGAGUUCCUGGUCUGUUGUUUCCUUGCUUCCCUCCCUGACUCUCAGUGGACUGCAACGGAGAACCUUACCUUUCAAUAUACAAGGUUCCCAUGCUUUGAUCCGUCGAUUGGAAAUUAGUCACUGCAAUCAAUUGUUAUCAUUACCGGAUGAUUGGCUCCCGACCAGCCUGUUGUACUUGGCCAUCAAGCAUUGUCCUGAGCUCCAUACUCUUCCCAAAGGACUGCCAAAACUAAUAAAGUUAGAGGACUUGGAGAUCGAAAACUGCAGGCAUCUCAAGUAUUUACCGGUUGGCCUCAGAAACAUGGCCUCACUUGCACGUCUCGAGAUUUCAGACUGUCCUGGCCUCUUGUGCUUGCCAAAUGAUGGUUUUCCAAGCAAACUUCAAUUUUUGAGCAUCAGUAACUGCCCGGAGCUCUUGCUACAAUGCCUUGGGAUGGGUGAUCAAGGCUGGUUCACUCUUCAGCACAAUCUGCAGGUGUGGAUAGAUGGAGAACUACAGACUUCCUUGGUUCAUCACUACCCUCAAUUCACACAAGCACUAAAUAUAUCAAGUUAACAGCACCACGAUAUCAUGAGGUCAGAGUUGAAAUCUCAAGCAAGUAGAUGGAACUGAUUGUAGCAUGGUCUUAUACUUUGGAAUAAAAAUAAAAAAAAUUCCUGUUUAGUUAUGGAAAUUGUGGAAUGCAGAGUCAAGGUAAGGGUGUUUCGCAAUAAAGUUCCUAGCUUCACAUCGAUGGGGUCUCUUGUUGACAAUCAAAAACAUAUCACCAAAUCAACACCACAAAGGAUACCUUUGCUCAAAUCUUUGGCCUCUGUAGUUUAAUUUUCCAUUGAAGAAUGUUAAUUUCAUGCAGAUCUUUCUGCAGAAUUCUGUCUAAAACCUUAUAUGUGAAAUCUUGGAUUGAAUGGCUUCGCAAUGUUUUCACAUAGAAAUAUUAAUUCUGGAAGUCCUCACUUGUCAUUCCUUGAACCUUCUGCUACUUCUUGCAAGAAACCUGAACUGCAUGUCUUGUUUAUCUCCCACAUAUGCGAGAGAUUUUGGUGGCACUGUAAGAUGUUUUUGCUCAUUUAAUCAACCUUUAAU